AUGAUCAAAGAACAGGAAGGUCUUGGAGAUGAAAGAAUCACAGGAAGUGAAGACAUUGUCUUCCUCAAAGACGCCUACAAUGGGUGGAGAUGGCAAGAUCAGCACCAUGGACAGAGACUUCUCCGUGGACUCUACCGUGUUGGCGACGAUCGGUUCAAGGAAGAGUUCACCGCCAUCCUGAAAAAGUAUGGGCUGGACAGGAACCUGAAAUCAACAUCGGUAGUUCAUGUGCUGCAAGAGAUGAGUGAAACCCGGGAAGACUUGUGCGACGUGGUGUUACGAGUACGGGACGAGUACGGGAGGGUGAGAGAGGCCGCGCUGUGCCACAGGGCCGUUCUCGGCGCCUGUAGUACGUACUUCAACGCGAUGCUGUUCGGGGGGUUCCGCGAGGGACAAGCCGGGGAAGUCACUUUCGAAGACAUCUCUUGCGAAACACUUCGCCAGCUUGUGAACUACGUCUACACCGGUGUCGUCACCUUCACUGCGAGGAACGUGGAACUGUUUUUCCACGCGAGUUCGGUUUUUAACCUGCCUUUCCUUGCAAACGCGUGCUGCCAAUACAUGCUGCAGAACAUAAGCAAGAGCCAUUGCCUCGGGCUUUUCCACUUCGCCAAGACCCACUUUUGCGAGGAGCUGGCCAGAGAGGCUAGGAUGUUCGCUUUAGAACAUUUGCAGGAUGUGGUUUCGUAUGGCGACAUUGAAGAGUUGACGGCUGAUGAACUGGAAGAAUUGCUAAACGACAACAGUGCUCACAUGUGGGGCGAGGAAUCGUUGCUGGAAGGCGCUAUACGGUGGCUGUUUUCCGGCACAACCAACCGAGAAACCGACCUACAUUCUUUACUACAAAAGCUUAACAUUGACCUUACGUUGGUAAACAAAGGCUAUCCCAAGUUCAUCAUGGCAACAGAGUUUGACAUAAAGAAUUCUGGAAGAUGCAAGGACGUCCUGGAAGAUGCCGUGGAGAAGAUAGAGGCGUUGGAGUCAGCGGUAACUGGACAUAAACUCGUGCUACAGUUUGGAGGGAUCAGCGGGAGCGAGCUUGCAGACCAUAGUGGCAAAAGGAUAACUACGGUCGACUGCUUCAACUGUGAAACCAACGCCUGGGCAACCGUCACAGAGCUACCACAGCGACUGCUUCAUGCGCACCUCAACACAACCGUCUUAGAGAACGACGUGUACAUCGUGGCAACGUUUCCCGGGGGUGGAAGAAAGGAGAGCGAAGUGUGGAAGUACUCGUGCAUGCACGACAUCUGGCGGCGUUUGCCCGAUCUGCAGGAGCCGCACGGUUGGGAUUUUGUCGUCCAGGCCACUGACAAGAGGGUGUAUGCCCUUGGAAACGGACGGACCCUAAAGUCAUCGGGAAAAUGUUACGAAGCCUUCGACCCUACUGCUAACAAGUGGGGGCGAAUCGAACCUGUUCCGCAGACUACCGAGAAAGCCUGCUCCGCCGCCUGUAUGGGGAAACUCUACGUUAUGGGACACUGGGGAAACGGACAAGCCAAAUUCCUCGUGCACAUUUACGGCCAAGAGGGUCAAAGUUGGCGAACGCAAGUGUACCCUGCGUUCCACGGAUGCAAGAUACAGUAUCACACAGCAACGCUAGGGGGCAUGAUCUACAUGAUGCCGCUAUUGGCCACACGACAGGACUUCAUGUGCGCGUUCAACACUGAAAAGAAUCUGUUCCAAAAAGUGGUCCUGCCCACGAACAAGCGGUUGCAGUGCGGUAUGGCUGCCACAGACGAUAGCAUCGUCGUAACAGGCGGGAGAGACCUACUGUCUAACGCGUACGCUACUGGGAACGUGGAGUUGUUUCGCCCAGCGGAGGGAUGUUGGAAGGUUGUAGGGAGAAAGCCGGGUCUGAUACGAAGAGGUCACACGUGCGUGACGGUCAAUAGCCCUGGCUGGAUGCUUGACAAGUUGGACAAGGCAAACGGCAAGGGAAACAUGAACGCUAACGAGGAUAGCGGUCAUGAUCAUGACUGCGAGAUAAGAGAACAGUCAGCCUGA
Branchiostoma belcheri (Belcher's lancelet) is the source of this 2007-nucleotide messenger RNA. Its product is annotated as kelch-like protein 24. Gene Ontology annotation, molecular function: protein binding. Lineage: Eukaryota; Metazoa; Chordata; Leptocardii; Amphioxiformes; Branchiostomatidae. The record is from RefSeq and is a predicted model, not a curated record. Bases 1 to 2007 code for a protein of 668 amino acids. The transcript has a single exon.